Molecule: messenger RNA, 3673 nt
Organism: Anarrhichthys ocellatus (wolf-eel)
Lineage: Eukaryota; Metazoa; Chordata; Actinopteri; Perciformes; Anarhichadidae
Gene: txlna
Product: taxilin alpha
Exons: 11
Coding region: 77-1801 (574 amino acids)
Molecular function (GO): syntaxin binding
Source: RefSeq, a predicted model, not a curated record
CUCACGCUGUUGUGGAAACCCGCAGUUCGCAGACACACACUAGCUGUUUCCCCCUUUGAGUCUGAAGAUACCAGAGAUGAAAAAACAAGACAGACAAGAAGAGUCUGCCACCCAGGGCGGUGAGGACGCUCCGCCGACACCAGGAGGGACGGAGUCACCUGCAAAAGACAGCUUGGACAGCAACAGCCCCAAAGAGUCUGAACCUCAGACGGACACGCCGCCACAGACGGACACGCCGCCACAGACGGACACGUCUCCACAGACGGACACGUCGCCACAGACGGACACGCCGCCACAGACGGACACGCCGCCACAGACGGACACGUCGCCACAGACGGACACGUCUCCACAGACUGUCACACCUUCACAAGGCAACGAGGCAGGAAGUGAAGUUGCAGAGGCGGCCCUUUCUCAAUGUGACAUGGCUGAGGAGCUGAGCCGGCAGCUGGAGGACAUCCUCAGCACAUACUGUCGGGAAACCAUUUCAGACGACGCCUGCUCCGUGCCCAACGGCCAGUCACACAGCCCCGAGCUCAACGGCCUGAGCAACGAGCGGGGGGGCGGCAAGCCAGAGGGCAAAGUCAACGGAGCUGGCAACGGAGGGCAGAAGAAGACUCAGGAGAAGAAGAAAGUGAAGGGUCUGGGCAAAGAGAUCACUCUUCUCAUGCAGACUCUGAACACACUGAGCACCCCGGAGGAAAAGCUUGGAGGCCUCUGUAAGAAGUACGCUGAACUGCUGGAGGAGCACCGCAACACCCAGAAGCAGAUGCGGGUGCUGCAGAAGAAGCAGAACCAGGUGGUCCAGGAGAAAGACAACCUGAGGAACGAGCACAGCAAAGCCCUGCUGGCUCGCAGCAAGCUGGAGAGUCUCUGCAGGGAGCUACAGAGACACAACCGCACUCUGAAGGAGGAGGGAAUGCAAAGAACGCGUCUGGAGGAGGAGAAAAGGAAGGAGGUGACCUCCCACUUCCAGGUGACGCUGAACGACAUCCAGGCUCAGAUGGAGCAGCACAACGAGAGGAACGCCAGCCUCCGACAAGAGAACACGGAGCUGGCCGAGAAACUGAAGAAGCUGUACGAACAGUACAAACUACGAGAAGAGCACAUAGACAAACUGGUGAAUCACAAAGAUCUGCAGCAGCAGCUGGUGGACGCCAAGCUGCAACACGCUCAGGAGCUGCUGAGGGAGUCGGAGAAAUGCCACGACAGAGAGAAACACUUUCUGCUGAAAGAAGCCGUGGAGUCUCAAAGGAUGUGUGAGCUAAUGAAGCAGCAGGAAGUUCACCUCAAGCAGCAGCUCUCACUGUACACAGAGAAGUUCGAAGAGUUUCAGACCACUUUGUCCAAGAGCAAUGAAGUCUUCACCACGUUCAAACAGGAGAUGGAGAAGAUGACUAAAAAGAUCAAGAAGCUGGAGAAGGAGACGGCUAUGUAUCGGUCCAGGUGGGAGAGCAGCAACAAGGCUCUCAUGGAGAUGUCAGAAGAGAAGUCUGUGCGGGACGUUGAGUUUGAAGCUCUCCAGGGUAAAGUGCAGCGGCUGGAGAAGCUUCGACGGGCCCUGAAAGUCGAACGCAACGAGCUCAACAAGAAGGUUCAGAACCUCAGCGGUCAGGACGCCGUCGCCCCCGCCUCUGACCCGCAGACCGACUCCCCCUCUCCGCCGCCCACAGACUCUCUGUUGCAUCCCGACAGCCUCCCUGUCCCGGACUCCGCCCCCUGCUCCCAGUCCUGCCACUGUGACCAAGAACUGGACACAGACGCCCCGCUAGAAGAGGCGAGGGCUCUGCCCGUCGCUGAAUGAAGCUAACGCUGCUCACGGCCUCCUCUCUCCCCCCUCCAGCAUCAAGCCACCUAAUAUGAAGCCACCAGCCUGCAAGCCGCUCCUCCUCAGCUGGAUGAAAGUGAUGUGAAACACUGGUCCAGAAGCAGAUCAGAUAGCAAGGUUAACUUGUGUCCUCCCAGCAUGCCCUGCAGGCUUUAUAGCGUACAUUAUGUCAGUACAUUUACAUGCACACCAUAACUGUUACUGUGAAUGACCUCGUUAAGGUGACUAAAGGUGACACUCCAAAAGACGUGUUUCACAUGCUGCUGUUUGUGGCUUUCAGUCGACCAAAAAUAUCGACAGAGUUCAGACUUCACUGAUCACAGUAAUUCAAAAAAGAGAAGUUAUCCAGCUCUGCUAGAAACUUACACCUUAACUUGACCCUGUUUAUAUGACGGCAGCAGCAAUCUGUAAUAAUCUAAUUAUCAGUACUACUUGACAGUGUGCAUGUAAAUGCACCGGCUGCCUCUGUGUUUCACUGCACAUUCCCUUUUUUUGAUUUGCAUCAAAUACAACUCAGCGAGAAAAAGCAACAGCGCUGCUCGGGAUGACACAAGCCAGGCAGGUAAAUGACAAGAGGAGUCAUCAGUGUGUGUGUGUGUGUGUGUGUGUGUGUGUGUGUGUGUGUGUGAUGUUUUAAAAUCCAUUCCCAGUAAUUGAAUGUUUUUCUUUCUGCUGAAGUCUUAACGGGGAUGUGAAGAUGAUCAUUUCUUUGGCCAGUCCAAUUCUUAAUAUCAUAGAAAUAAUCUAGAAUUCUACAAAUGUAUUGAAGGACGUUUCUCACUCGCUCUAGAUUUCUCUCAUUCGCUUUUCUUUAGUUUCAGAGUUUUCAGUUCUUGUGGACCGUUUUAGGGAAAUCAUUCUUUGUUUGCGUCACACUGCUUCUUUUGUGCAGUUUUUCUCAUUUGUAUUUAUUGUUUGAAGCAUACUCUCUGAUGUUGAAAUGUAUGUAUUUUACAGAACACCACGAUAACAUAGAUCUUGUUACACAUUUACAAAAUGUAAUACGGUGUUCAUUUCAUGACUUUUCAUUCCUAACCUUCCUGAGUUCAGUUGUUAGCUGCAUUAUUUUUACAUGUCUGCUUAUAACCUUAUAAUGACGACCACUUAGAGCUUGUGUGCGUGUGUGCGUGUGUGCGUGUGUGUGUGUGUGUGUUCAAAGGACCUUUGUGUGGAACAACAACACCAUAAAAGGGUUGUGUAAGACACAUGGCUAUGAUUGUCUCCUCCCAUCCCUGGUAAUGGCAGUAGCUUGUUAUCAGGUUUCUACUAGAAUGUUGGAGGACCUCUAUGCAACGCUUGUCUGUUUCUUUUCCUGUGGCUGUCUCAACUGACGAGCACUUAGCUGAGAAUGUAUAUUCAUUAACUCCACUGUCUCGCAUGGAUGUAUUGUAUAAACAGACAACAUAUCUCACAGCAGAACUUUAUUUUUGCUUAGGUUUGAAGCUUAUUAAUCUCGAUAGAUGUCGGACAUUGAACGUAAUGUUGUGCAACUUCCUGGUGCUUUCACGCGGUGCAGUGACUGAGCCGAGUUAUUGGACUUCUGAAUCGUAGUUUGACUCCCACACGUGCAUUUCUCUUCAGUCAUUCUUAUGCUCUACUUCAUAUGUAGCAUUGGUAACAAGGCGUCAACGUAUAGACUCAUUUUCAAUUGAAAUAGAAAUGGCAGACGUAGUUUCUUCCAUUGUCCCACAGGACAGAAUCGUUGUACCUCUGGUCCCGUGGUAGAUGUGGAGCUUCAUUGACCAUGAGAAGGAACCAAAGAUGUUUCCUUUCUUUUGUCUUUUGCAGUACUUUUAUCUGGCCCUGUAUAUUUUGUUUCUUGUUAAAUAAAAAAUGUAAUGGUGUGUA